GCAGAUGAAAUACAAGCAGUUAGUGUGGAUGAAGCUUUAUUAGAGGUUGCCUCUCACGUUACACAACCGGGCACGGGCCAAGAAAUGGACUUGGCUACACAGAUCAGGGAUAAGAUUCGGAGCAAGACUGGGUGUAAUACGAGUGUUGGAGUAGGACCUAACAUUCUUAUUGCAAGAUUGGCUAACAGACGUGCUAAACCAAAUGGACAAUAUAUCUGUGGUCUUGAUCAAAUUCAGGAUCUAUUGAGCUCAAUCGAAGUAACUGAUCUUCCUGGAGUAAGAAAAACAACUUAUCCACUUCCUCGCUACUUAAAAGGUGUCCGGAUAGUAAAAGAUCUUGCCCUAGUUCCAUUAAGUAACCUACAAGCAAACUUUGGUACAAAAAUUGGGCAGACUCUCCACAAUUUCUCAAAAGGAAUUGACGAUCGGCUCCUUUCUACGCAUCCUACACGCCAGUCCGUGAGUGCCGAAGUUAAUUGGGGUAUUCGAUUUGAAAACGAAGAAAAGGCAAAAACUUUUAUCGAUGACCUUGCAAAAGAGGUUAGCGAACGUCUCGACUCUCAACAAAUGAAAGGAAGGUCAAUUACACUCAAAAUUAUGCGUCGUAAGUUAGGCUCAGGUGCACCUCUUAAGUAUCUUGGAUAUGGUGAUUGUGACACUUUCUCGAGAUCAACUGUUCUACCGCGGGCUACUGAUGAUAAUCAAGUUAUUGCAAAAAAUGCAUGGAAUUUGUACAAACAGCUCAAUUUCACUCCGAGUGAUGUGCGAGGUCUGUGA
Molecule: messenger RNA, 777 nt
Organism: Phycomyces blakesleeanus NRRL 1555(-)
Lineage: Eukaryota; Fungi; Mucoromycota; Mucoromycetes; Mucorales; Phycomycetaceae
Exons: 6
Biological process (GO): error-free translesion synthesis; error-prone translesion synthesis
Cellular component (GO): nucleus
Molecular function (GO): DNA-directed DNA polymerase activity; damaged DNA binding; deoxycytidyl transferase activity
Source: RefSeq, a predicted model, not a curated record